Molecule: messenger RNA, 558 nt
Organism: Clonostachys rhizophaga
Lineage: Eukaryota; Fungi; Ascomycota; Sordariomycetes; Hypocreales; Bionectriaceae
Source: the annotation of a GenBank genome assembly
AUGACACUAGAUGCUAAGAUGCCCACGGAUGCCAAGGAACACCAGUCUUCUGUCCGCCACGAUAACAAGGGCUCUUCGACUGAACUUACAACCGAAGAGGCCUUUGGCGGCAACAAACGAGGACGAGAACACAUAACCCCCGAUUCGGACGCUGGACUGAAGAAACAGAAGAUGGAAGCAGUGAGAGAGGAGGGCAAAGUUGGAGAAGGCGCUGGCCAUAAGAACAGAUACCGAACCUCUUGUGCCGUUGAUUCGAUGUCUGCUUCAGACGAGAGAAAGAUGAAGCAGAAAUCGAAAAACCAAGGGGAUGCAACAACCGCGAAUACCGAACACGAAGCAAAAGCCGAAGGGAGGACAUGCAAAUGUCAUGAGAUGCAAGAAUAUUGUACAUCCAUCGAGGAGAAGAUAGAGAGCCUGGAAGCAGAGAUUGAGAAGCUCGAGGAAGAGUUGGAAGAUUUCAAGAGAGAAACGGACAUGCGCUUUGAUUGGCUCAAUGGAGCGGUCACGGCUCUCGCAAGAGCCACAGGUUGGUUGAUGGGCCGGCUCAGUGAGCAAUGA